This is a messenger RNA of Colletotrichum orchidophilum, 822 nucleotides long. RefSeq lists its product as uncharacterized. Gene Ontology annotation, cellular component: cytosol. Gene Ontology annotation, biological process: proteolysis. The record is from RefSeq and is a predicted model, not a curated record. Gene Ontology annotation, molecular function: pyroglutamyl-peptidase activity. The transcript has 3 exons. Bases 1 to 822 code for a protein of 273 amino acids. Lineage: Eukaryota; Fungi; Ascomycota; Sordariomycetes; Glomerellales; Glomerellaceae.
AUGGGGUCGCAAAUUGAUUCGCAAGACGAGUUCACGGUGCUCGUCACCGGCUUCGGCCCCUUUAAAGCUCAGUAUCCUGUAAACCCAUCCUGGGAGAUCGCCCACUCUCUCCCAGCGUACCUCCCGCCCCUCCGCGCCAAGAACCCAAAAGACCACCGCUCUUCAACCACAUUCUCCUCCUCCUCCUUCUCCUCCUCUCGUCCCCUUCCGCCGGUCCGAAUCCUCGUCCAUCCGGAAGCCAUCCGCGUAAACUACCAAAACGUCCGCGCCCUGGUGCCUCAACUCUGGGACCCGGCGACCCACCCGCGCAUCGACGCCACCGUCCACAUCGGCAUGGCGGGCCCACGCUUGUUCUACUCUGUCGAACGGCGCGGCCAUCGGGACGGGUACGCUUUUCCGGACGUUGACGGGAACAAGCUCGAGGACGAGGACAGGCGGAGGGAGGAGGGCGAGGACUGGGUCUGGUACGGUUUGCCGUCUGAGAUUGAGACGGGGUUAGAUCUGGCUGAUGUGCUGGAGCGGUGGAAGGAUCACAGCCCGGAGGGAUCCGACCUUCGCAUAUCCGAAGACGCGGGGCACUAUCUCUGCGAUUUCAUCUACUUCUCCAGUCUGGCACACCUGUGGAAGGCGCAGAAGCACCGCAGGGUGACCUUCCUCCACGUGCCGUCCGAUGCGUCCGAGGUGUCCGUCUCCAGGGGCACGGAACUGGCGAUACAGCUGAUUCGGUCCAUUGCCGAAAGCGAGCUGAGCCGGAGACGCAAGGGGGGUGAGGAGGAAGUCGUGAAUAAGGAUGAUAGGAUUGCGGUUGAGCUGCGAGUAUGA